CCGUCGGCCGGCCCGGGGGACAGAACCGUGUCACGCAGCCAUGGGGCUGCCCCGUGCUUCAAAUGGGAAAAGCAGCGCGCCGAGCCCCGGGGAUGGCGGGAGCGGAGCCGGGAUCCAGCGAUCCGCGGCUCCGGGAGCAGCCAAGUGCAGGCAGUGCCUUGUGGCCGGGGCUGCGAGCGGGGGAGAGGCACAAAACCGGGCUGGGGUCCUGCCCUGUUGGGCUCAGACGCAGCAAAGGUUGUGCUUGGAGCAGUGGAAGGCUUCGGUGCUGGGUGCUGGUCACUUGGCCCAUCGUGGUUAGUGGUGGACAGCUGCACUCUGCUUCCCUGUGUUCCUGGGAUGGAACAGGGAGUGUGAGCAGUGGCUGGGAGGAAGCGUGACUUGGGGGAAAGAAAAUAGUUGUAGUAUCCAUGGAGAAACUUAAAGGGACAUGACUGCCAAUACCAGUGUCAAAAACUUAGUUUCUGGGAAGACAGUGUGAGUUUAAUUAAACUGAAUUGAGCUGCUUUGUGAGUAUUGAUUAUUUCAGUUGCAUUUCACACAAUUUUGUAGCUGUGUAGAGUUAGUCUAGUGAAAGCAUCUAUUGUUGAGGUUGCUGAGGAAUGAAAAACCUUCUCCAGAUCACACCACCAAUGCAACUGUUAUUAAACUGUGUCCUGUGUUUGGUGGGAUAGGUGACUUUAAUGUUUGGGUUCAGUAACUUUUCCAUGUUAUUACACUAGCGAAAAAGGAGAGGUGUGACAGAAGGAUCCAUGCAAGUUCUUUGGAUCCAGAGCAGUUUGGUCUUGCCUAGUGCUAUAGCAAGGUUAUUUGAUGAGUGUUUGUACUGUGUAACCCAUCCACCCCUGAAGAAAUCACCGGGCCACAAGGCAGUGUGCAGGUUGUCUGUCAAAAGGUGUUCUGACCAUGUGAAGAAGUUCUUCCUAUUACAAAAUUAGGAGCCAGUUUAUUCUUUCUUUAUGAUUUUUUUUCUUUCUGACUCAACUGUGAUGACUUCUUGUUGGAAAGCCUGAGAAAAUACACAUAGGGGUGCAGAGGGUUUUGAAAUGACACACUAACCCGUGAUGCAGCAGGAUUUCCUUGUGAGCAGGAGCUGACUUCAGGGUUGUGAUUAAUCUGAGAGGAUGUAACUAGUACUGGCUGCUCAACAGAGAGUGUGCAGUUGAAAUUCUGUGUUGCUGCUGCUGAUGGACACAUGGAUUUACAUCAGUGAGAGUGGGUAGUGGGAAUGGGGCUUUCUUGAAGCUGGGUGAACAAUUAAUGCCAGUUCUGGAGGUUGAGAGCACUUCAUCCAUCUAGAGCCCCUGUCUCCAGGGGACUGCAGUCCACAGCCUCUGGUGCUUCCUAACAUUUCACCAAGUGCUGGAGGUGGCUGGUUCACUGAGGGCCAGCAUUUCUGGCCAAAUGUCCCAGCCAGGAUGCUGUGGUCUGAAGUUGUGAGGGCAGCUGGAACCCUGCUGCUGGAGCCCUGUGCCCGGGGUCUCUGAGCUUGUCACCUCCUGUCCCUGUCCACAGCCUGCCCUUCAUGGUGUGCAGACUUGGACGUGACUUCUUCUGCAACUGCAGUGCACUUCGGAGAGUGGAGAAGGUUUGUGAACAAUGUUAUAGUUCAUACUUGGAUGCAAUGACAAAAUUUGUUCCUUGGGGUAGUCAGAAACUCAGCAAGUGAAUAUUUUUCAUUUGAAAGAACAAAAUGUACCUCGAGUUUGUUUUGGUGACUGCGGAAUCUCUCAUUUCUUUCUCUUGGUUGUAAAGACAUGUCCUGGUACAAGUUGGCUAAAUACUGGUAAUUUAAAUAACAUUUUAGUGGGCAAGUGAGCCCAUAGAAGUGUAAAGAUGCAGUGAGAGAAAUGCUGAAUUGUGAUGACUUUCUAAGAAGAGUCCAUUUAGUGGGAUGAGAACAUGCCUUUAUGGUAAUACUGUGGUUUGUUUGCUGGUAAUGUGCACAAAAGCCUCUCACACCCUGCUGAGAAUUCCAGAGUGCCAGAUCUGUAAUUACCACAAGACAUACUGAAAGAGGCAAACUCUGCUGAAGUUGUGCAGGGAUGUGAAAGCCAGAAUUCCACUGCAGCACUGGUGAAUGGGUGAUUUGCCUCUCUGGGAUCUCCCUGUGCUGCACCUUGGAGUUCUGGGAUGAGGCUCUGGCUUCUGCUUGGAGUUAGACCCAGAAGGUGAUGCUGAAUCUGGUGCCAAGAUAAGGAAAUGCCUUAUCUCAAUUUGCUCUGUUGACUUCAGGACUUAAAAUGCCAGCCCAUGUCUGCAAGAUACUUCCUGCUUUCUUUAAAGUUUUGGGGCUCCAGUUGUAGUCACUCUCAUUUAUCAGUGGAGCUCUGAAGCUCCAGUUGCAGAUUGUCAUCUCUGGCUUGCAAAGCCACUGUGUGUGCUCAUUUGGCUAAAAACAGAAAGGACUAGAGUUGGUUUUUGUUCUUGGAGAAGAAAGGGAAAUCCUACAAGGUUUUGAGUUCAUAAGCUGAUAAUUGUUUUGUUGUUUCUGCCCACGGCAUCCAGGGAUAUGCAGUAUUUUGCUUUUCCAUAGUGAUGUAGUUUUGUUGGUUUGGGUGUUCAAUAUGUGAUCAGAACACAGAAACCUAUUUCUUUGUUCCCUUAGAAAAUAUGUGGUUUAGAGAGUGUUAUUAUGACCUCUUGCAACUUUUCAGUCUGAAAAACACUUUCAAAAAUAAGUGUUGUUUUGUGAAGGUGCACUCUGUUUUUUUUUAAAGGCAGACCUCACCUUCAGGGUUAAAGGAAGGAACUGCAGAGGGAAUGUUGUCCUUAGUUGUGAUUUUGUAGCAAUGUGCUAAUUUAAUUUCUGAUAUGUCCUGUUGGAAGUCUGACUGCAGGCAAUGGUUGCAGUAUUUUGUGUCACUCAGAGAACACCCAGGAGCUCAGGUGCUCUCCCUGUGGUUUGAAGGAUCCCUGCUCCUGGCUUUGCCACAUUUCCUCAUUUGCAUCCCUGCAGGCAUUAUUAGUUUGGAAAAUGCUUUUAAAUAAUAACAGUGUGCUUGAGAUAGCAGGAUGCCUCCAACAAGAUCCAUCAGGGCCCAAAGUGUCACCUGUGUCCUGUUCUGAGCUGUAGGUGUGACAUGGACUUGGUAAACUUGGUAACUCUGCCUUAAUUUUGGAAUAUCUGUGGAGUAAAUGCCUAUUUAUAACUGUAGGUAAUUCCAUAUGAAGUACAAGGAGUGCAGAUAGAAGGUUUUCAUGCCUUCAGGCCCCUGACUUUGGUGGGUGCUGCUCUCUGUGCCCAGAGCUGGGAGCACUGGCUGGCCAAAGCCACCAGCACCCAGUCCCUGAGCUGCUGCUCAUCGUGCCCAGAGGGAAUUUGGGUCUUAAAGGACACAAAAAGGCUGCACAUGGUGUGGUGGGACAGGCUCUCAGCCACACUAGUCAGCAUUAUCAGACAUGAGAGUGGGAGUGUGUUGUGAGCUUCAGUCACACAGUUAUUAAUCAUUUAUUUCACAAUUAGGAGCAGAAGGUGGAAUUCUUAAGCCUGUCCCCCUUCAGCUGGAGGGCAGGUUGUUUCAGGUGGUUCCCAAAGUAAUGUUUUACUAGAAAGCAGCGUGAGGGAACAUCCAGCCAACUGUGUUCCUUGCUGUGCAAGGUUUCAGCAGCAGAUAUGUUAUUUAUUCUAUAAAUAAAUCUAGUGAGUUUAUAUUCUGUAACUCUACAAAUAGCAGACUUGUAUUAUAUUGGCAGAUUAGCUGAAUGAAAGCAGUGUUGACAGAUUGUUCAGCUCAUAGGAAAAAGGUAUUUCUUUGGAGAGUUACUUAGGGAUUAUCCUGUGUGUCAGAAAUGUUUCUAAAUGUCAACUAUUUUUCUACAAUAAAAUAAUAAAGAUCAAACCAAUUAAUCUUGAAUACAUUUUGAAGUAUUACAGCCUACCAUGUGGAGGUGUUUUUUGAAACCAAAAUCCAAUAACAAGCUGAGUAUCUGUUUGCUCUCCCCCACAUGAGGGUUUCUCUCUCUCCUUUUAGGGUUAGAAUCCCCAAGGACCUGGAAGAUACCAACAUGUUUGUGUUUAUAAGUGGAAAAUGAAACUUCAUUUGCCAACGGACUGGACUUUGACAUUCUUUUCAUGAAAGAGGUUUCCAAGUAGUUGUCUUAUAAUUACUUUGAGAAGAAGUUCUAUGUAGCUCUUACUUCCAAGAGUGCUGCAAAAAUGAUUACUUCAGAUUUGCCAGUACUACAGGAUUCUACAAAUGAAACUACUGCACAUUCAGAUGCUGGCAGUGAGCUUGAAGAAGCAGAAGUCAAAGGAAAAAGAAAAAGGGGCCGUCCCGGCAGGCCUCCAUCUGCCACAAAGAAGCCCCGCAAGUCCCCGGCGGACAAGGGGCGUUCCGACGCCGGAGCUCGGGGAGCGAGUCGUGGGAGAGCCAACGGCCACCCGCAGCAGAAUGGAGAGGGGGACCCUGUCACCUUGUUCGAGGUGGUUAAGCUGGGGAAGAGUGCUAUGCAGUCUGUGGUGGACGACUGGAUUGAAUCAUAUAAACAAGACAGGGACAUAGCACUUCUGGAUUUAAUCAACUUCUUUAUCCAGUGUUCAGGAUGUCGAGGUACGGUAAGAAUUGAAAUGUUCAGGAACAUGCAAAAUGCAGAAAUCAUAAGGAAAAUGACAGAAGAAUUUGAUGAGGACAGUGGUGAUUAUCCCCUGACCAUGCCCGGGCCUCAGUGGAAGAAGUUCCGCUCCAACUUCUGCGAGUUCAUCGGGGUGCUGAUCCGGCAGUGCCAGUACAGCAUCAUCUACGACGAGUACAUGAUGGACACGGUGAUCUCGCUGCUCACCGGCCUCUCCGACUCGCAGGUCCGCGCCUUCCGGCACACCAGCACGCUGGCUGCUAUGAAGCUUAUGACUGCUCUUGUGAAUGUUGCCUUAAACCUGAGCAUUCAUCAGGACAAUACACAGAGGCAGUAUGAAGCUGAGAGAAACAAAAUGAUUGGCAAAAGAGCUAAUGAAAGAUUGGAGCUGCUGCUUCAGAAAAGAAAAGAGCUACAAGAAAACCAAGAUGAAAUCGAAAAUAUGAUGAACUCUAUUUUUAAGGGUAUAUUUGUUCAUAGAUACCGUGAUGCUAUUGCUGAGAUUAGAGCUGUCUGUAUUGAAGAAAUUGGUGUCUGGAUGAAAAUGUACAGUGAUGCCUUCCUGAAUGAUAGUUAUUUAAAAUAUGUUGGUUGGACACUACAUGACAGGCAAGGUGAAGUGAGGUUGAAGUGUUUGAAAGCUCUUCAGAGUCUGUAUACCAACAGAGAGUUGUUUCCCAAAUUGGAGCUGUUCACAAACAGAUUCAAGGACCGCAUCGUGUCCAUGACGCUGGACAAGGAGUACGACGUCGCUGUGGAAGCCAUUCGAUUGGUCACGCUCAUCCUCCAUGGGAGUGAGGAGGCUCUGUCCAAUGAAGACUGUGAGAAUGUUUAUCACCUGGUGUACUCAGCACACCGGCCUGUGGCAGUAGCAGCUGGGGAGUUCCUCCACAAAAAGCUGUUCAGCAGACAUGAUCCCCAAGCUGAAGAGGCUCUAGCAAAGAGGAGGGGGCGAAAUAGCCCAAAUGGAAACCUUAUUAGAAUGUUGGUUCUUUUCUUUCUUGAAAGUGAGUUGCAUGAACAUGCAGCCUAUUUGGUGGACAGCUUGUGGGAGAGCUCUCAAGAACUGCUGAAAGACUGGGAAUGUAUGACAGAAUUGCUCUUGGAGGAGCCAGUCCAAGGAGAAGAAGCGAUGUCGGACCGGCAGGAGAGCGCCCUGAUCGAGCUGAUGGUGUGCACCAUCCGACAGGCUGCCGAGGCACAUCCCCCCGUGGGCAGGGGCACCGGCAAGAGGGUCUUGACAGCAAAAGAAAGAAAAACUCAGAUAGAUGACAGAAAUAAAUUGACUGAGCAUUUCAUUAUUGCACUUCCCAUGCUGCUAUCAAAGUAUUCCGCUGAUGCUGAGAAGGUUGCAAACCUCCUGCAAAUCCCUCAGUACUUUGACCUGGAAAUCUACAGCACAGGCAGAAUGGAAAAGCAUCUGGAUGCCUUACUGAAGCAGAUUAAGUUUGUUGUGGAAAAGCAUGUGGAAUCAGAUGUUUUGGAAGCCUGCAGCAAAACCUACAGCAUCCUCUGCAGUGAGGAAUACACCAUCCAGAACAGAGUUGACAUAGCCCACAGCCAACUUAUUGAUGAAUUUGUGGAUCGAUUCAACCAUUCUGUCGAGGAUCUACUGCAGGAGGGAGAAGAAGCUGAUGAUGAUGACAUCUACAAUGUGCUCUCCACACUGAAGAGGUUGACAUCUUUUCACAAUGCUCAUGAUCUGACCAAAUGGGAUCUGUUCAGUAACUGCUACAGAUUGCUGAGAACUGGAAUUGAACACGGAGCUAUGCCAGAACAGAUCGUUGUCCAGGCACUGCAGUGCUCCCACUACUCUAUUCUGUGGCAGCUGGUGAAAAUCACUGAGGGCUCCCCUUCCAAAGAGGACUUGUUGGUAUUGAGGAAAACUGUGAAAUCCUUCCUGGCUGUCUGCCAGCAGUGUCUAUCAAAUGUCAACACUCCAGUCAAAGAACAGGCUUUCAUGCUGCUCUGUGAUCUCCUGAUGAUUUUUAGUCACCAGCUGAUGACGGGAGGUCGAGAAGGGCUCCAGCCUCUGGUGUUCAAUCCAGACUCAGGCCUCCAGUCAGAACUUCUCAGUUUUGUCAUGGAUCAUGUGUUUAUUGACCAAGAUGAUGAAAAUCAAAGCAUGGAGGGAGAUGAAGAAGAUGAAGCCAACAAAAUAGAAGCUUUACAUAAGAGAAGAAACCUUCUGGCUGCCUUUAGCAAGCUGAUAAUUUAUGACAUUGUGGACAUGCAUGCAGCAGCAGAUAUCUUCAAACACUAUAUGAAGUACUACAAUGACUACGGAGAUAUCAUUAAGGAAACCCUGAGCAAAACCAGGCAAAUAGAUAAAAUCCAGUGUGCAAAGACACUCAUUCUCAGUUUGCAACAGCUGUUCAAUGAGCUUGUUCAGGAGCAAGGUCCCAACCUGGACAGGACCUCUGCCCACGUCAGUGGCAUUAAGGAGCUGGCCCGGCGGUUUGCCCUCACUUUUGGCUUGGAUCAGAUCAAGACAAGAGAGGCUGUGGCCACACUACACAAAGAUGGCAUAGAGUUUGCCUUCAAAUACCAGAAUCAGAAAGGACAAGACUAUCCACCUCCUAACCUUGCUUUCCUGGAAGUGCUCAGUGAAUUUUCUUCCAAACUCCUGCGACAGGACAAAAAGACUGUGCACACCUACCUGGAGAAGUUCCUGACAGAGCAGAUGAUGGAGAGAAGAGAGGACGUGUGGCUGCCGCUGAUCUCGUACCGGAACUCGCUGGUGACGGGCGGCGAGGACGACAGGAUGUCAGUGAACAGCGGCAGCAGCAGCAGCAAGGCCUCCUCCGUGAGGAACAAGAAGGGCCGACCCCCCCUCCACAAAAAGAGAGUGGAAGAUGAGAGCCUGGAAGGCUCCUGGCUGAACAGGAAUGAGAACAUCCAUACUCCAGGGACACUGCAGACACCUCAGCUCACCUCCACUGUCCUGAGAGAGAACACCAGACAAAUGGGAGAGCAGAUCCAGGAGCACGAGUCGGAGCAGGGAUCUGAACAGGAUUUUUUACACAAUCCCCAGAUGCAGAUCUCGUGGCUGGGCCAGCAGAAGCUGGAGGAUCUCAAUCGAAAGGACAGGACAGGAAUGAACUACAUGAAAGGCAGAAGUGGCGUAAGGCACGCAGUACGAGGUCUAAUGGAAGAUGACGCUGAGCCCAUCUUUGAAGAUGUAAUGAUGUCCUCGCGAGGCCAGCUAGAAGACAUGAAUGAAGAAUUCGAGGACACAAUGGUCAUUGAUCUGCCGCCGUCACGGAACCGGCGCGAGCGCGCGGAGCUGCGGCCGGACUUCUUCGACUCGGCGGCGAUCAUCGAGGACGAUUCAGGAUUUGGCAUGCCCAUGUUCUGAAGUCCGGCGAAGACCUUUUACAAACUUGGAACUCUAUUGUUUAGAGCUAGAGGCCUAUAUACUGUGAUAGCUUGUAUGAAAACCACAUUUUUGAUGUGAUACAGUUUGAUUUUUAACCAAAUGAUUGAGGUCAACCCCUUGGUGUAGUGACGGAGAGAAGAGGAGCUUCUUAUUGACACACGGGAAUGUUGGCCAAUCCAGUCACCUCAGAAGGGCUGACCUAAAAAAUCAUUUGUAUCCCUGUUCUUGACUGUCCUAAUACAGAUUUUUUUUUUCUGGAUGAGGAGGAAGUUUUAAAUUGUUAAGACAGCUGUCAAAAUAAACACUGUUCUACAUAUGUUUUCUGAAAACAACAUUGAGUGAAAACAGAACUUUUUUAACUUUAUUUUUCUGCUGUACAAUUUAAAACGGUUUUAACAUUUGCCUUUUUAUGUUUUCAAAGCUAGCCAUUUUUAUUAAACCUAUGCCUAUCAGCCACUGACUAGCAAGGCUGCUGUAAGCAGGUCGUUCUGGCUACAGAAAAGUGUUUUGGAACACACUGGAUUUGAUUAACAUUAUGGUACGCUUAUGUCCUCUCAUAGGCAUGGAGAAGAACACUCUCAGAGAAGAGGUUAGAAUUCUAAUGACGUGCAUCUCUGCCAAAAAAUUUCAGAUUCUGAUAUGAUAAACCCAGAUUUUAUACUCUUGAGAAGAUUUAUUUUUAUUUAUAAUGGGACAUAAAGUAAGAGAUGUCCAUGAAGCCACUUUUCCAACAGAUGCUGUGUAACAUUCAUUUUAUAUAGCACAUGGGGACACAAAACCAGUAAAUUUUCUAUUGGUACUUGCUCUGUGCAUUUUUAGCAACUUAUACCAGCAAAUAAAGUAUUCUCAGUAAAACACACAAAUGGUUCUCAAGUAAUCACUUUGCUGUUUUUACUACCUACUUCAAGCCUGCCAACACAAGGUACAUAAACAGCAACUUUCCUAUUAAAAAAAAAUAGUUCAAGGGUGGGGGAAAGGAUCACUUUAGCAUACUAAAAGUAAUUUUAACUGUACCAUAAAACAGAGUCUACUUUCCAUGCCGUAAAUACCCUUUUCCGCUAUUUUUGUAAAUUAAUUUUGCCAGUUAGAAGUACUGUAUGUGCUGCAUAGAAAUUUGUGCUUAGAUGGUGAAGUUCUUAAGCUUACAAUGGACUACAGCUACAUUUUCAGUGUUAACUGUGCAUAUUGAGAGUAAUUCUUUGGAAAAAAAUAUGAUUUUUCAAAAAAGCUAAAAACAUCAAAAAAAAUUCAAAAAAAACCCCAAAACAUUCUCAGCUAAUUCAUUGUACUAAGAUAUUUUUCAAUGUCUUCAAUAAUUUGGAAUUUCAUUAUGCUUCGAUUUUAUGACUCGAUGUAGUAGCUGCUCCUUACCCAGCCUGGCCUGGCACCAGCAGUCCUGGCCCUCCACAGCUCCAGAUCUCCAACAAUUGGCCCCAAAAGCUUCAUCUUUCUGCACUCAGUAGCAGUUGGGAUACAAAGCAGACUGACCCACUUGGAGCACAGCAGUUUCAGAGGUGCUUUGGUUUUAGCAACUGCAGAAUAAUCACGGAGCUUUUUCUGUUUCGAGCUUUCUGGACACCAGCCCAACCCCUCAGUGCCCAGCAUGGGCAGGGAAAGAGCCCAAACUGACCCAGCCCAGCACCUCACCCAGCUGAGCUUGGCUCUCACAACACGUGCAGUUCUCAGACACGGUUGCCAAAAAUGUUUGACCAGGUAAUUCAGCCAUUCCUUAGUGUGGGUUGGGGAUCUAUUAAUCCAAGAAGUAGCUGGAACUUUAUAAACCCUGUUACCUCCCUCUGUGCACCCCCACGGCCUGGGGGCAGGAAUGGCUGCAGGACCUGUCCCAGGGUCACUCUGUGAGCAUGGUGGCACAACAGAUGCUGCCCAGUUUGAGUCAGAGUCUCAGACAAACCUUGUGCUUCACAGUCCUCUGUGUGGAAAACUGAUUCCUAAUUUAACAUUGUAGAAUACUGUAUAACAAACAUUUAUUAUCAUGGUACCUGCAAUGGGUCUCCAGUUCAGUUUGCAGUCAAUAGGUUUUUGUAUUAUGAGUGUCUCCUUGAUUGGUUUUGCUAGUAAUUCUGUAAAUUGUACAUUUACAAUAUGAGGUUUUUUUUCCUUUUGUACAAUUUAAAACUGAUGCUUCACCUUUCAUUUAAUAAACUAUUCAAAAUCAUGA
Messenger RNA from Melozone crissalis (California towhee), 10133 nucleotides. RefSeq names its product stromal antigen 1 (gene STAG1). The transcript is spliced from 35 exons. Gene Ontology annotation, cellular component: nucleus; chromatin; cohesin complex. Lineage: Eukaryota; Metazoa; Chordata; Aves; Passeriformes; Passerellidae. Gene Ontology annotation, molecular function: chromatin binding. The record is from RefSeq and is a predicted model, not a curated record. The coding region runs from base 4160 to 7933 and encodes 1257 amino acids. Gene Ontology annotation, biological process: sister chromatid cohesion.